GUUGAGUUAGGCAAGGUACCUGGCGCCUGGUAGUUCUAUUUCUGGUUCUAACCAAAGUGCCUGCUUUCAUCUUUCUUCGACGCCUGGAAGUUCACACAUGCACCUCAGCCUACAGGUCAUGUGCUCAGGAACAAUGCAUAUGUCCCAAACUACAUGUACACACACGUGGUAGUUCAUCAUCAUGGUCUCGUUCUGGCCCUUCCGGAGCGGCGCCAACGAUGCCGCGUCGUUUGAGAAAGAGCUGAGCCAGCUGUCGGCCAAGAUCAACAAGGCCACGGCACAGAACGAGCAAUUCCAGCAGCGACGGCGGCGCUACAAAGUGCUAUGGACCCUCUACUCCUCCUUCACCUACAUCCUCGUCGUUGCUAUCCUGACGCUGGUCACUGGCUGGGAUCAAUGGGGACCGCUCGAGUACUCGGUCAUCGCUGGCAGUCCUGUGCUCAUUUACACCCUGCGCACUGCACUGGACGCCUAUUACAACUACCGCAUCGCCAACUCACAGAACCAUCUGAAUGCGCUGAACGGGCAGAGGGAUCAGGCCAUCAAGAGACUGAAGUCCGCUACCAAGUAUGACAGCACCCAGCAGCUGCUGGAGAAAUACGGUGGAUCUCCACCAGUGAAGAAGCAGCAGCAGCAACAGCAGCAGCCGGAGUCCAAGGCAAAGAGGCAGUCGGACAUUGGGCCAGGUGGUAGGACGAACUUAUCACAGGCCAGGACGGGCUUUGCGCCUCCGCCGACAGCGAACAUUCCCAGCAGACAGCCACCUCCUCCGAUUCCCCCACCGCAAGAUGCCCCGCGUCCUCCCGUAGGUCUCACCUUAGACGCAUCACCACCAAAUCAGAAUGCGCCAGGAGAGGAAUUUGCACCAAACGCAUUCAGUCCGACUUUCAGCAGACCGCCACCGCCACGAGAACCAUCUCAAUACGAUACGCAAGGGCCGAAAUGGUAUGAUCGCAUCAUGGACGUGGUGCUGGGAGAAGACGAGACACAGGCGAAGAACAGGAUAGCUUUGAUCUGUCAGAGCUGCAGAUUGGUUAAUGGUCAAGCACCACCAGGGACAAGGACGCUGGAAGAAGUGGGGAAAUGGAGAUGCAGUGCAUGCCACGCCAUGAAUGGUGUCGAGAGUGAGGAGAAGAAGAUUCUGAAGCAGAUUGCUGCCGAUCCAGUAUCAUCGGUCGACACAGACGAAGCCGCACAGGAUGAGAUCAGUAAACAUGAGGAUGAAGAUGAAGAUGAACAUCUUCAAGACGACGAUGAUGAUGACUCUCCACCCGCAGCCUCCACUCGCAGCAGCAAAGCGCGACAGAGAAAGAAGGCUUGACCAGGGUCAUCACAUCAUGAACCAUAGCCCAUAACAUCAAAAUUCCACCAACCAAACAUUCCACCUCUCACUCACAACUUACUCCCCUCCUUCCUCUUCACCCACCUCCCCACCGCCUCCACCCCAGCCCUCGCCACCUCCUCAUCCUGCCCGGGCGUCCCCGUACUCACUCCAAUCGCCCCUACAACCUGCCCCUCAAUCUCAAUCGGCACCCCACCCCCAAUCAACGUAAACCUCCCAUCAUUCGAAUUAUGAAUCCCAUACGCGACGCCUCCCGGCGCGAAAUUUUUCGCUGCUGCUCCCGUCGUGUACGCGGAUGUUGGAAUGCGAUGUCCUGCGGCCGUGAAGGCUUUGUUGAUGGCGAUGGAAAUUGAAGUGAGUUUUGCUGUUGGCAUGCGGGUGAAAUGGAGGAGGUGGAGAGUCGAGUCUACGAGGGCGAUGUUGAAAUCUAUUCCUAAUUGUUUGGCUUUUUCUUGGGCGGCGUUGGAGGCGAUUUGGGCUGCUUCGAGGGAGAGUUGGGGGACGGAGCGGGUUGCCAUUGUGGAGGUUGUUGUCUUGUUUGGACGGGGUUGUUAAGGUAUGUUUUGUUUUCUUCGGAGUCCCUCUUUCUAGAAAGUGGAUAUACCAAGAGUAAGCUGGUAUAGAAGGACAAGCAAGGCACUUGCUGUGGAGGUGAGUAUAAGUGAAACUAUGAGUGAGGAUGAACAAGUCUGAAGAAGACCAGAAAAGGUCGAAUUGAUAUUCGGUUGUUGUUGAUC
Molecule: messenger RNA, 2079 nt
Organism: Sphaerulina musiva SO2202
Lineage: Eukaryota; Fungi; Ascomycota; Dothideomycetes; Mycosphaerellales; Mycosphaerellaceae
Exons: 3
Coding region: 182-1321 (379 amino acids)
Biological process (GO): endoplasmic reticulum tubular network organization
Cellular component (GO): endoplasmic reticulum tubular network
Source: RefSeq, a predicted model, not a curated record